AUGAGAUUAACAGAGAUAAAACUAGAAAAAGAGAGAGAAGCCAUGAGAAACAGCAUAAGAUGUUGCAUAUCUUGCAUCCUCCCAUGCGGAGCCCUCGAUGUAGUCCGCAUAGUACACUGCAACGGCAGAGUUGAAGAAAUCAGUGGCACUGUAAAAGCAAGUGAAAUCAUGAAAGCCUAUCCAAAACAUGUUCUCAAGAAACCUUCUUCUUCGUCGGAAGAUGGCGUUGUUCCUAAGAUCGUCGUUGUUCCUCCCGAUGCAGACCUCCAGCGCGGCAAGAUUUACUUCCUCAUGCCUCUACCUUCGCCGCCGGCAGAGAAAAAUAACCACCGCCAUGGGAAAAACUCUUCGAAUGGGAGAAAGAAAAGAAAGGAAGAUAAUAAUAAUAAUAGUACUAUCGCUACUACCAACAACAACAUUGGAAACAGUGGUUUGGUCGUGUCUUCUGAUCAGUACUUGACUGAGAUUUUGUCUGAGAAACUUUCGUGUCAGAGAGACAGAAGAAGAGGACGUGUUGCUGUGUGGAGACCUCACUUGGAGAGUAUUUCUGAGUCACCGAAUCAUCUAUAA
Lathyrus sativus (Indian pea) is the source of this 570-nucleotide messenger RNA. NCBI's taxonomy places the organism in Eukaryota, Viridiplantae, Streptophyta, Magnoliopsida, Fabales, Fabaceae. The record is from the annotation of a GenBank genome assembly.